AUGGCGGUAGCAAAAGAGUUAAGUGUUGACUAUUAUAUUUUAUUUAUAACAAGUACUGAUUCUGCAACUGAAAGCGAUAGCGGUGUGAGUAAAAAAUCUAAAGUGAUAGUUGACGAUAAAACUGUUAAUAAUGCUAAUAUUUCAAAUCAACAAAAUGAAGUUGUAAAUAUCAAUGAAAACCAAAUUUAUCUACCUGAAGCAACUCCUGCUGUUAAUAUUUCAAGUCAAAUUGAAACUGAAACUCAAAUUAGCAUAUUAUCAUCUGCAGACUACAGUGACCCUGCAAAUUGGCCUACUCAUUUUAGUGACAUUUUUCGGCAAUUUGUUAUAAAAAAUAGACCGCAACAAAUUGAAAAAUAUAACUUUCCACGAGAUCGAGAUGAACAAAAAAGAAAAUUUUCAUCAAUCUAUUACAAGCGGAUAUUACCAAAUGGAGAAAAAGUCUCUCGUUCUUGGCUUAUAUAUUCAGUUUCAAAAAAUGUAGUUUUUUGUUUAUGUUGUAAAUUAUUUGGUAAAAGCAAAAGGAGUUUGCCGGCUUUAGAAGGUUCAGGUUUAAACGAUUGGAAGAAUAUUGGAGCACUUCUUUCUUCUCAUGAAAAAAGUAAUUCACAUCUCGUAAAUUUUCAAAUGUGGAAAGAACUUGAUAUACGUUUAUCUACAGAAAAAACCAUUGAUCAUAUUAACCAACAAAAAAUUAAUGAAAAAGAACAAUAUUGA
Molecule: messenger RNA, 717 nt
Organism: Hydra vulgaris (swiftwater hydra)
Lineage: Eukaryota; Metazoa; Cnidaria; Hydrozoa; Anthoathecata; Hydridae
Product: zinc finger MYM-type protein 5-like
Source: RefSeq, a predicted model, not a curated record